Dioscorea cayenensis subsp. rotundata (Guinea yam) is the source of this 1712-nucleotide messenger RNA. Its product is annotated as polyubiquitin. Gene Ontology annotation, biological process: protein ubiquitination; modification-dependent protein catabolic process. Gene Ontology annotation, cellular component: cytoplasm; nucleus. The transcript has 2 exons. Gene Ontology annotation, molecular function: ubiquitin protein ligase binding; protein tag activity. The record is from RefSeq and is a predicted model, not a curated record. Bases 111 to 1484 code for a protein of 457 amino acids. NCBI's taxonomy places the organism in Eukaryota, Viridiplantae, Streptophyta, Magnoliopsida, Dioscoreales, Dioscoreaceae.
CUGCUAAGUCGGUCAAUCAUGCUAUAAAUAGUGACCCUCAAACCUAAUUGUUCUUCGUAUUUGUUUUGGCUUCUGAAUCGAUUUGAAGAAUUUUCUAGCCGAUAUUCAAGAUGCAAAUCUUCGUUAAGACCCUCACCGGAAAGACGAUCACCCUUGAGGUGGAGUCUUCGGACACCAUCGACAACGUCAAGGCUAAGAUCCAGGACAAGGAGGGGAUUCCGCCGGACCAGCAGCGUUUGAUCUUCGCCGGCAAGCAGCUCGAGGACGGGCGUACCCUUGCCGACUAUAACAUCCAGAAGGAGUCCACCCUCCACCUUGUCCUCCGUCUCCGCGGUGGCAUGCAGAUCUUCGUCAAGACCUUGACGGGUAAGACGAUCACCCUGGAGGUGGAGUCGUCUGACACCAUCGACAACGUGAAAGCCAAGAUCCAGGACAAAGAGGGCAUCCCCCCGGACCAGCAGCGUUUGAUCUUCGCCGGCAAGCAGCUGGAGGACGGCCGCACCCUCGCCGAUUACAACAUCCAGAAGGAAUCCACCCUCCACUUGGUCCUUAGGCUGAGGGGAGGCAUGCAGAUCUUCGUUAAAACCCUCACCGGCAAGACGAUCACCCUUGAAGUUGAAUCCUCGGACACCAUCGACAACGUGAAGGCCAAGAUCCAGGACAAGGAGGGCAUUCCCCCGGACCAGCAGCGUUUGAUAUUCGCCGGCAAGCAGUUGGAGGACGGCCGCACCCUUGCCGACUACAACAUCCAGAAGGAGUCUACCCUUCAUCUCGUCCUCCGCCUCCGUGGUGGGAUGCAAAUUUUUGUGAAGACCUUGACUGGCAAAACCAUCACCUUGGAGGUGGAGUCCUCGGACACCAUUGACAACGUGAAGGCCAAGAUCCAGGACAAGGAGGGCAUUCCCCCAGACCAGCAGCGUCUUAUCUUCGCUGGAAAGCAGCUUGAAGAUGGCCGCACCCUUGCUGACUACAACAUCCAGAAGGAGUCUACCCUUCAUCUCGUCCUCCGCCUCCGUGGUGGGAUGCAAAUUUUUGUGAAGACCUUGACUGGCAAAACCAUCACCUUGGAGGUGGAGUCCUCGGACACCAUUGACAACGUGAAGGCCAAGAUCCAGGACAAGGAGGGCAUUCCCCCAGACCAGCAGCGUCUUAUCUUCGCUGGAAAACAGCUUGAAGAUGGGCGCACUCUUGCUGACUAUAACAUCCAGAAAGAGUCCACACUUCACCUCGUCCUCCGUCUCCGUGGUGGCAUGCAGAUCUUUGUGAAAACCCUGACGGGAAAGACUAUCACUCUGGAGGUGGAGUCCUCCGACACCAUUGAUAAUGUGAAGGCGAAGAUCCAAGACAAGGAAGGCAUUCCUCCAGACCAGCAGCGUCUGAUCUUUGCUGGGAAGCAGCUGGAGGACGGUCGCACCCUCGCUGAUUACAAUAUCCAGAAGGAAUCCACCCUUCACUUGGUGCUCCGCCUCCGUGGUGGUAACUAAGUCGUGUGCUUCUCUCGUUUACAGUCCUCCGUGGUGGUCAAAUGGUGUCUGUCGUCUUGUCUGUCUCGUCCCCUGGUGAAUGAUGUCUGGAUCCAGCCCUCAAUCAUGUGGGUUGGACUCCUCAGUCUAUUUCUUUUCUGUUUUUUCCUUUUAAGUUCCUAAUAAUGUUUCUGAGUCAAUCAAAGUUUAGUUCUAUAAUUGCUGAAUGGUGUUUGCUAUUGUUGAAUA